This is a messenger RNA of Hymenoscyphus albidus, 286 nucleotides long. NCBI's taxonomy places the organism in Eukaryota, Fungi, Ascomycota, Leotiomycetes, Helotiales, Helotiaceae. The record is from the annotation of a GenBank genome assembly.
AUGGCUUCAGAAACGGCGGAGCUUCUGUGGCUCGUGUUGCGUGGUACAAGUUAGAACAGCAGAUCUCUCCUCUAAUUUGUACCCAGCCUGUAGCAAUGACAAUAUGGGUCUUUUCAUCUGGGCUUGGGUCUUUGGCAAAAUCACCGAAUGCUGUGAUGAGUUCCCUGUAUGCGGUAUCGGCCUGAAAGAUUGCAUCCCCCCACAUCCCGCCGAGCUUGAACGUCGGAAAUUCGAUGCUCACAACGAUCCCGAAGUCUCCUGGACCCUCCCUCAAGGCAAUGAAUAA